AUGGCGUCUGAACUGAAGAACGUUGCAAUAAUUGGCGCCAGCGGCAACGUAGGCAGCAUUAUUCUCGACGCAUUCGUCGGCGCAUCACAGUUCAACGUCACUGUGCUGACGCGCUCGUCCAGCAGCGCUACUUUCCCGGCAGGGGUCACUGUCCGCAAAUCGGACUUUUCCGAACAAGACUUGGUGUCUGCCUUCAAGGGUCAGAAUGUAGUCAUUUCUGUCGUGGGCUUGGGUGCAUUCACCGACCAGAAGAAAUUCAUCGAUGCUGCUAUUUCGGCUGGUGUGAAGAGAUUCAUUCCAUCCGAGUUCUCGGCCAACACGUUGAGUCCGGCCGUCGUGCAGUUGCUGCCGGUGUUUGCCCAGAAGAAGGAAGUUCUGGAUUAUUUAAAAACAAAGGAGGCCUCAGGGUUGACAUGGACUGCAAUCUGGACUGCAUUGUUCUUUGAUCAGUGUUUGACCACCGGUUUCUUGGGAUUCGACCUUCCAACGCGAACAGCGUCCAUUUGGGACGGCGGCAACAGCGUCUUCACUGUGACCAAUGUUGAGCAACUCCAGCGUGCUGUAAUUGCUACUCUCGAGCGUCCAGCAGAGACAGCGAACAAGAACCUCUACAUCGCCUCUGUCGAGACAUCGCAGAACGAGCUUUUGGCAGCUUUGGAGAAAGCCACCGCUUCCAAGUGGACGGUCACAUACACCACUACGGAUGAACAAGUCAGCGAGGGAAUUGCAAGGCUUGGUAAGGGGGACAUGACUGGUGCGUUUGUGUUGGUAAAGGCGACCAGCCUCGGUAAUACGCCAAACCUUCGGGCAAACUACAUUCGAGACGAACAGCUGGCGAAUGGCUUAUUGGGGUUGAAGCUGGAGAGUGUAGAGGAGACCGUAAAGCGUGUUGUCGGUGCUUCCUCCUGA
Talaromyces marneffei is the source of this 909-nucleotide messenger RNA. RefSeq lists its product as uncharacterized. The coding region runs from base 1 to 909 and encodes 302 amino acids. The transcript is spliced from 3 exons. Gene Ontology annotation, molecular function: oxidoreductase activity. The record is from RefSeq and is a predicted model, not a curated record. NCBI's taxonomy places the organism in Eukaryota, Fungi, Ascomycota, Eurotiomycetes, Eurotiales, Trichocomaceae.